Molecule: messenger RNA, 1950 nt
Organism: Emiliania huxleyi CCMP1516
Lineage: Eukaryota; Haptophyta; Isochrysidales; Noelaerhabdaceae
Exons: 1
Coding region: 41-1441 (466 amino acids)
Molecular function (GO): metal ion binding
Source: RefSeq, a predicted model, not a curated record
GAGAGGCUCAGGUUUGCCCUUGGCGGCUCCUUGCGACCGAAUGCUGCAACCUCCGAUCUCCACCCCCUCACCAGCCAAGUCCUGCCCCGCCGCCGCUCCCGCCGCCUCGCCAGCCAAGUCCUCCUCCUCCGCCGCCGCCUCGCCCGCCAAGCCCGAGGGCGGCUCGCGACGCCGGUGCAAGGACCCUCGCUAUAAGACCGUCCUCUGCAAGAACUUUGUGGCUGCCGGGAAGUGCCCGUACGGCAAAAAGUGCCAGUUUGCGCACGGUCAGAACGAGCUGCGUGAGCGUCCUCCCAUACCGUCCUCCCCAGUGGCACGAGACACGGCGGCGACGCCUCCGCCGCCCGCCUCUCCUCCGGCACGGGCCUCGGUGCCCACGACUCCAACCUCGUCACCGCCGACCACCCCGACGACGAGGCCUGGAGUGGUGUACGUGCCGAUGACGGUCCAGGUCGACUCGGAAGGGCAGCCCAUCCGCAAGGCGCCCAAGCCCUUGUUCCUCCCCGCCUUUGAUAGCCGCUUCUCGCCGCCGCCGCUCGCCGCCGCCGCCGCCGCCUCGGCGCCCGACUCGCCGCUGUCGCGCGGGCGGCUCGGCCCCUCCUCCCCGGUGCCGACCGCCCUCACGCCGCCCGCCCGCCCGGUCGAGGGAGGCCGCUUCCGCCCCUUUGCCGAGCGGAGCGGCUGGCCGUCCGAGCCGUCUCUCUCGUUUCGCGGCUCGCCAGAGCUUGCGGCGGAGCACCGGGCGGCGGUGGCGACGCCGCUGGCGACGCCGCGCGCGGUCUACGCGCCGCACAGCGCGCUCGCCGCCGUCGACUUGGGCUCCCUCUCCCUGACGGAGCGAGUCAUGUACAUGGACAGCGCCGCAAAGGGAGCCGGCAAGGAAGUUGGCGCGAAGCCGGCGGGCAGCUCGUGCAGCGCCGUCUGCAGCGGGCUCGGAAGCCCGCUCGCAGCGGCGGCGCACGAGGGGGCAGGAGGCAGGGUGCCAAGCUCUCCGCUCCCCCCCGGACUCGCCUUCUCGGGCGCCGCCUCGUGGGGCGGCGCCGCGACGGCGGCGGCGACCGGCGAGUCGAACCUGCAGGCCGGCGGCCAGGUCGGGCGCGAGGCGGACCUGCGUGUGAACCGCUCGACUGGCCGCGUCGAGCUGCAGUCGGCGGUGUCUCGGAAGGCGUCCUUCAACACGAACGCGCUGCGGAGGCAGCUCUCCCUCGUCCUCGACCACGGCGAUGACACCGACGAGAGCCGCGCCGUGCCCCUCCCUGCCGACCACGAGCAGAGCCGCCCCCAGCACGCACUCUUCGGGCGGAGAUCGCUCGCCCGCAUGGCGGAGGCGGCGAUGGACGCGGCCGCGGCCGAGCCGGUGGUGUCGCCCGGGCGGACCGCCGCGCAGGGAGGCCUCCAGGUCAACGAGGGCUUUUGCCUCGACUCGCCGAUUGUCGCCUGAGCCGCUCCGGCUCUGCUAAGGUGUCGGGCUCUGACGCGGCGUCACUCUGGGUCGGAGUCCACUCUGGUUCGGGCGGGCGGGGCCUGGCUCGCGGCCCGCGGCGGCGGCCGCUCUCCUCCCCUCCCCCCUCCCCUCCCCUCCCCCUUGAUGCCGCCUAUUCUGUCCAUCGCGGUCUAUUCUCUAUUGACGCGCCGAGUCUCUUAUCUCCACGCCUCGCCUCCCACCUCCCCUGUCCAUUGUGUUCCGUUGGCGUGUGCGUGCUGUUAACUCGCGGCCGGGCCAGGUCGCGCGAGAGGUCUGCUCCGCAAGAGCACGGACCCUCUUUGGCCUGUGUGGCUUCCGGUGGACAGUGCGCCACUUGCUCAUGUUGUGUGUAAUAUAUUGGUGCAAUUUGGGAGAUGUGCAUAACCAUAUGUGCGUGUAUUCGUUCGUGUGUAUCCGCCGUGCGCGCCCGAGAGGGCGGGCGUUCUAUUUUUUGUGAAUAAGUCCUGUGUAUACACUUUCCUUCC